Messenger RNA from Xyrichtys novacula (pearly razorfish), 10190 nucleotides. NCBI's taxonomy places the organism in Eukaryota, Metazoa, Chordata, Actinopteri, Labriformes, Labridae. The record is from the annotation of a GenBank genome assembly.
GUUGCUCCAACAAGCAAGAGAGAAAAAGCAGAUGUCAGAAAGACAGAGAGGUGAAUUCAGUAAAUGCUUGUCACACACGCCCAUCAGUCAGCAGUCUAUUUCCUUUUCUGAACUUCAGCACACAGCAGAUAUAUGAUCACCCAGGCAACACCGCCUCUACAUGUGCAGAUCAAUGGAAAAUGAGGCUUAUUAGGGUCUUCGGUGUUUUAUGUAAGUUUUCAAGUGUUCAAUUCUGUGAUUUAUUUUACAUACAAAGAAUAUUUGAGUGUAACCGUAAACAUGACUGAAUGUUUGUUUUGAUUUAUGACAGAUUUUACUGCUGUUUGUGCAGCUCAAGAUUCUCAAAAUGGUAAGAGACAUGCUUUACAGACAUUAUAAAAUAUCAUGCAUAUUAAACUCGUUUUUUAACUGUGUUUUAAAACUAAAUUGUAUAUUUUAAAACAAAAACAACAUUGAGCACACAGUGACUUUGACCAAAUAUACACAACAAAAGCAGAAUUAGAGGUAAGAGACUCAAAUUAAAGGUUAAAUUUCAUUAAAAAAGUAACCACUUUCAUCCUCUUACAUGUUAUACUUUAAUUAUGAGGAAUUACAAAAUAAGAUUUAAUAGGAAGUAGAACAUGUGCAGAUCAGCAUGAGGAAGUACUUUGUUAUGAGCCUGACUGUCCCAGCACUAAAACACCUCUUACUGCACGUUUAUCGUGCUCCUGUCUUUGACUCCACAUUUAGAUUUUGAGUUUUCUAAACCAUACCGUCUGUUUGAUGAACCUGAUAACUUGCCAUCCAGGAGUAAGACUUGUGUGAUUUCUAGUUUGUGUUCUGCUUAAUCCUUUUUUUAGUUUGUGAGUUGUAUAAGACCCAGAAGUGUCUGAGACGUCAAGUGUUGCUGCUAAAAUGUCUACAACCUACGCAACCUCAUGUGCCACAACCCCUCUGUGAAAUUGUGUAACAGAAAUUAUAUAAUGUUCAAUGUGAGUGGGUUAAACUACCCGGUAAAGGCGGUUUCAUAAUGCAAAAAUAUAGCUCUGAUUUGGUGUAGGCUUUUUUAAGUUUUUUGUCAUGAUGGUCAGAAAACUGUGAUUAAUUUCUGUUGUGUGGAUGUGUUCAAACUGCUUGUCUCCAUCCAUCUAUUAGCCUUGAAUUCAAAUAUCCAACUUGCAGUUAUUGAGGAGGGGGAAAAAAGAUGUUUACAGUAAUGAGAUGAAAUACAUGAAUUUGCUUGACAUUUUCUGGAAGGACUAAGGCCGUUCCUUUGGUGCAACUUGAAUCUAAACAUGAAGGUAAACCGUCAGUGAUUGUUGUGAAAUCAUGUCUUCUCUCUCGUCCACCAGCUAACCUCACUCUCGGAGACGCUUCUCCACCUACAUCUUUGCCACAAGAGACUACAACUGGCUACGGUAAGAAUUUAAUCUCAGUUUUGCUGCUAAAAUAUUACCUUAAAAAUUAUUACGAGCAUGCUUCUACAUUUAAAGCUCAAGUUUUCCUGAAAAAAUCCUCAUACAUAUAUGUAUAUGUUUUCAUUUUCUUCUUCCUUUAACCAAUCAUUUACCUGUAACUGAGUCAUUCAUCAGGUAACUUCAAAUUUCCAAUGUAGAUGUGUGAGAAAGAUGAUAUAUGUUAAGCCACAACUCAUCAGGCUGUGAACCGGUAGUAGACAACUGUGAAAUCAGCAUAGGCGUUGUCAAAAAGUUCCCAUGUUCUCAUUUGUUUCCUUUUUUUACUCUCUGCACUUGUUUGCAGAGAUGAAAUCAUGACUGAAUUCAAAGUUUAUCAAAGUGACAGUGUGAUAAAAUCGUUCAUCUGAGAGAAUGUCAGUUGACUGGAUGUACAUCUGUCAUUGGCAACAUGUUUUGAAUAAAUAUAAUCUCAACUAUAUUUUCAGUGCCUCCUGUGCCAUCUCUGCAGCUCCAGUCGCCCUGGUCUGAUGUGUUUCCCGGUGAAAAGGUUGAGUUCAGAUGUAGUAUCAAUGAUAGCUCUGACUGGAGUUUCAUCUGGCUGAGUAACAAAGGGGAAGUCACAGAUUCAGAGCCAACUGUGUCUCUGUCUGCAGACCGAUCAGUUCUCACAGUCACUGCAGUAAAUGGAAAAAGUCUUGUAAGUUACACCUGUAAAGGUCGACACAGAAAAAAAGUCAUUUUCACUCCAGGAAGCAAUACAAUCCAACUAACAGUUUAUUGUGAGUAUUAUAUUUCAUCAAUCUUUUAUGUGCUUAAUGUCUAGAUAAGACAGCAAAACUAGAGAGGGAUUUUUUUCUCUCUCUUUCUGAAUAGCAAGCAAGCCCAGACCCACUGUAACCAAAUCACCAAACUUUAACACGAUGUACCCUGGAGAGUCUGUCACCUUCACCUGCGUGGUCCAUGAGUCCUCUGGAUGGGAGUACACAUGGUUUCACAACAAUAAACAAAUUGAAAAAUCUAAAUCUUUCACCAUAAAGUCAAUUGAUCAUUCUAAGAGUGGAAACUAUCACUGCCGAGUCAAGAGAGGAGAAUUUGACUCAGAGAGCAGUGCACCACAAACUCUGCAGGUGUCUGGUAAGCAUACCUCUGAAUUACCUUAAUUUGUUAUUUUAUUAUUAUUAUCAUUAUUAUUAUCAUUAUUGUUGUAGUUGUUAUUAUUAUUAUUAUUAUUAUUAUUAUUAUUAUUAUUAUUAUUAUUAUUAUUAUUAUUAUCAUUAAUUAUUUUAUUUAUAGACCCACCAACACCCACUCUGAAGCUGGAGUCACCCUGGCCGGAUGUCUUCCUAGAAGAGGUAGUGGCAUUUAGCUGUGACGUUGGCAACCCUGACUGGGUGUUCACCUGGUACAGAAAUAACAAAAAGGUGGAGGCUGACGAUGUCCUGACCCUGGAUGAUGAGGGAACACUGCUGAACAUCACAGUGGUCUCUAAAGAACAUGAAGGAGAAUACGCCUGCAAAGCUCACCUUGAUCAACGGGCUGUCAGCUCAGGGUUCAGCAAGACAGCUAAUAUCAAAGUUUACGGUAUGUUUCGGGGACUUUAAGCUCCUAUGAUAAAUUUCUAACCUGUUGCAAUGGAAUAAAUAUUGAUGCCUUACACAAUCUACAAAAUUAAGUUCAUUGGUGACAAGGUUGAUCCUGUCUGUGUAGUCAUUUUUAGAGCUUGUAACCACUGCUGCUGCAUAGGUGUCAAAGUGAACCACAGCAUGUUGCACAAACAGCCUACCUUUGCAUUUUCACCGCAAAGUCACAGUUUGUGAUACAUUUGACUGCUAAAAUUCAGCAGGGUGAGAUAUUUUGAUCAGAAAAAAUCACUUUCAUGUAAGAAUAUCAGCAAAGACAUUAGAGGAGCCACUUUGUCCACAGAGGUACCAAAAUUAACACAUUCAAAAUUAGUUUGAAGAGCUUUAACUUUUAUACUAUACAAACUAUGCAUCCAUGGUUUGCCUUGGGCCAGUGUGCUUUUUGUGUUAUGAGUAAGAUGAAAUAUGUCAUGCUAAGUAUAAGGCUGAGGGGGUUCAACAUGCUGCAAAGGGGCUGCUGGGCUGCCUGCUUCGAGGAGUCAUAGAAAAUCUUCCAUUUUAAUUAUGCUGCCUAAGAAUGGUUUCAAGUAACCAAUAACUGUAGGGAGCUAGGAGAGUAUACUGAGUCAGAGCUAACAAAAUCACAUGGUAUAAAUAUACCAAACUGAGUGAGGAGACACUUAUUUUUUAUCACUUUUAUUGGCCUGGUAGAGCAGGACCCUUCAGGCCAGGGGCAUCAAAUCAAUAUUGGAAUUUUUAAAAAGUAGAUGCAAGACUUUUCAUAAGCAUGUCAAAAUGCUUUCACCAAGAUGCACAUCUCAAAAAUCCAAACACAUAUUCUCUGUUUAAAAUAAAGAUGAUGCUAAACUCCAUCAGUCAUAAUAAUUCAAACUGACUCAGGCUUUUUACAGUGUUGCACUCAGCCUACAUGGUGUAAACUCUCCUCUUGUUUCAGAUAACAUACCAAAACCAACUCUGCGUAAGACUCCUGGUUUUGACCCCAUGUAUGUUGGAGAAACUGUGAACUUCACCUGCAAGGUUGAUGUGUCUACUGACUGGGAGUAUCACUGGUACAAGGAUACAUAUGAUCAGCCUAGGAGUGACCAACCCACCAGUUUCCCCGUUGGUCUUUCGGAUAAAGGAAAGUACAUGUGCCAGGCCACCAGAGGCAAAACAACAUCGACUGAUUUUAGUGAUGAAAUACAUCUGAAUGUGCAAGGUGAGUGAACGAACAAAGCAGUAACGUGGUUUCAGUGAGCACAUGGAAAACUCUUUGGUGUCAACUAAAUGCUAGCGUUUUGUAGUUUUUGUUCAAACAAGAUGGCAGUUUGUGUUGUCCUGGUCUUAAGUGAUUAAUAAACCAAACAAGCUGCUCUUGAAUGCAGAGCCACCACAUUUAGAAACCUUUUUAAAGUUCUUGUACAUUUUCUAUUGAAACAGGAUGUUGUGGUCAGGCAUAGCAUAGGGACGGAUGCUCACAACUAUGCUCACGUCAAAGUGGCAAUGGCAGAGAAAGAGAGAGGAUGAUUCAUAGAAGGAUGGAAAGACCUGGUGUGGUGUACAAAGUUAAAGAUGUUAUUUUGAAUGAAGCCCAAGCUCACUUCCUUUAAGAUAAGGGUGUAUCCAGAUGCUAAUGACGGUGGUGGCACUGCUGAGGAACUUACAUAGGCAGGGGUGGCUGGUGUAUGUGUGUCCAAACCCACAAAGUAACAGCAUUUACUCUUCCUGCCUUCACUGUCGACAUAAACUACUCUAAUAUUAGUAUCAUACAACUGUUGUAUUUAUGCGUGUAUAUUUUUGUACUUUAAAGACAAAUGCAAAAGAAAAGAAAGAUAUUUAUCUUAAAGGUUUUAGACUUUAGACUGUGCUACAUUUAAAGAAAGCUGCCUGUUAACACAUCAAAAACACUUUAUUUAUACAUAAUUCCUUUGACAAGCCACUCAUAAUUUAGGAUUUAAGGAUGGCACUCAGAUUUUAAGGAGGGCGGUGUCACCCCUCUGGAUGUGCCCAAGCUUUAAGACUGUUUAAUGAUCUGCGUGUUCUCAUUUGUUUACCAGAUUGAUUAAAUUUAACCCUCAAACUUCUUCAUGUGGCUAUGUCAAUUUGCUUUAGCCAGUGAUUGUUCUUAUAUAUUUAGAAUAAGAUGAAAAUUUACCUAAGAAAUUAGUCUGGCAAAAGAUUUUUUUUUUUCAGUGUUCAAGUAUGUAAGAUCUCUGAUAAUGUGACUGGGUCCUUUUCCUCAUGACUUGAUUGUGUAAGAUCAGUUUAGUUAGAUGUCUUGUUCGGUCCAACAUACAGCUGUUUGUAAAACCUGAUACACUCAGUUUAUUCUUGAUGUCUAACUGGACUGAUGCUGAUCUACUUCUCUCUCUAUAUAGAAAUCCCCACUCCAUCUUUGACGUCAAAUAAGCAAUGGUUAGAUUUGUUCCCUGAAGAGAGUGUGAAGCUGAUGUGUAGCAUGAACAGCGGCUCUCACUGGACUUACACCUGGUCCAGGGAUGGACGGGAGGUCAGAGCCAGUGGUGCCGGCUCUUCUGACCUGAGCGGGGCCACUCUUUCCAUCGACUCUGCAUCAGCUGGGGAUAAAGGACAGUAUCAGUGUAAAGGACACCUAAAAGAAAGAUCUGUCAGCAGCAGCUCUAGUUCUGGACUAAAUCUAAUGAUACAUGGUAAAUUUUCCUUUUUCAGUUUAGAUUCAUAGUGAAAUCUUACUGGACAUAAUAAUGACAUAUUUCUUCCCUCAGAUGAGAAACCCAUUGUAACACUGACCCGGGAUCCUGACUACACGGUGAUGUACCCUGGGGAGUCGGUGAACUUCAUGUGCAACAUUAAUGUCUCCUACGGAUGGGAAUACCUGUGGUUCAAAGAUAAAACACCACUUCCUGAAAAUGGUACUCAGUAUCUAGUCACCUUGAACAGCAUAGCAGAUACAGGAUCAUAUACAUGCAAAGCAAAGAGAGGUGCUGCACAAGUCUUCUCCACUGCAAACAGUCGGGCUUUACACCUUAAAGUUGGAGGUAUAGUUCUGAUAAGCUCCUUAUACUCCUUCUACUACUACUAGAGAUGGUUUAAAAAAAUACUCACAUUUCUUUUUUGUGUUUCAGCCAGCAAGCCCAAACCCUCGAUGACACAAAACCCAAAUGUUAAAAAGGUGUAUGUCGGCGAGACAGUGACUUUCACGUGUGAUGUUGAGGCCCCAUCUGAAUGGAAGUACCGCUGGUUCAAAAAUGACACCCAACUACUUCUAGACAGAAGCAUGCAUACCUUUAAUGCUACUUUAUCAGACACCGGGACUUAUAAGUGUGAGGCCAUAAGAGACAAAACACGGUACUCCUCAGAGUACAGCGAUAAGAUGUCGUUACUCGUAUCAGGUGAGUUAAAGUGUACAGUCUUCUUCCAGAAGAAAAUAUGAGCAUCUUUUUUUUUUUUUUUAAAUGUAUGAAUUGUUUAAAAAAAUUGGCAAAGAUAAUAUCUUGAAUAACUGAAGACAGGGGGUGAUUUGUCUGAUUUGCGACAGAAAUUCCUGCCCCAUCUACAAAGUUAAAAACACAGUGGUUGGAUGUGUUCCCCUCUGAGAGCGUGAAGCUGAGCUGUGAGAUGGAUGGAAGGACAGAAGUCAGCUCAGACUGGAGUUACACCUGGUACAAAGACGACCAGAAGGUCCAGAAUGAUGAUAAUAUAACUUUUAAACAGGAUGGAGGAACUCUUUCCAUCAAGUCUGCUUCAACUUCACAUCGAGGACGCUACAGCUGCUCAGCAAAACUCAAGAGCAGAUCUGUUUACAGCAGCAAGAGCUCUGGACUGACUCUUGAUGUGUAUGGUGAGGUUUUUUCUUUCUUUCUUUCGUUUCUUGAUUUGGGGUUUUGUUGUGAUCAUUUUGAUUCUAAGGCAGGUAGUUUGUUGUAUCGCAGAAAACCAAACACUCUGACAAAAAUGUGAGUGGAAUCAAUCUUGUCAGUUGAGUGUAAAAAGUAAAUAAGAAUGUUUUAACAAAAUUUUCCAUUACACACACAAAAAAAUAAACAAUAAAAAACAUCUAAACCUGGUGACAAAGCCUGCCUCUAGCAAAUCAAAAGGCUGUCACUGUAAAUGCUUUUAGACUAGCGCCUCCUCACUGUUGGCUUUGAUUUGUUUUGUACAUUCAAAUAUUGCCAUACUGAUGAAAUUGCUUUUUUCUACCCCAUAGAUACAAAACCCCUAGUCACACUGAUACAGAAGCCGAAAUUCAGUGACAUGCACACUGGAGAUUCAGUCUCCUUUAGCUGUCACAUCAAUGUCUCAACUGGAUGGGAAUACCAGUGGGUAAGAAACAAUGGUGGGCUUCCUGAAUCAGGAAAAAACCACACUAUUACAUCUGUUUCAACAUCAGACUCUGGAUCAUACAAAUGCCGGGUCAAAAGAGGAAAGGGUGCGGUCUUUGAGUCAGAGUAUAGCGCUGUGCGAGAAAUCCAAGUCGAUCGUAAGCUUCUUUUGACUGUUAUCUUACAUUUUUCUUAGUGUGCAAGCAUUGAAUUAGUUAACCUAACAUAAAUCUGUUUCUGCAGAGCGCCCAAAGGCUACUAUCAUCUUGUCAACUGGCUGGUCUGAAGCCUUCUCCUCUGACAGCUUGGUGCUCAGGUGUGGUGUGGAAAGCAAGUACCAGUGGAACUACACAUGGUAAUUCAGAACAAAACAAAAGCAGCAAUUUGGAUGAGAUCAAGUUCAUCUACAUGUGUGCUGUUUUAACUUUCUCCUUUCUGAAAAUUCAAACUCACAAACUGUACAGGUACAAAGAAGGCAAUCCAAUCCAAAACCACACAUCUGAGAAAUACAAAGUCACGCCCCAGAACGACCCCAAACAGAGUCAGUACACUUGCGAGGGCAUUCGCAACAGCAGACCAACUUAUUCAGAACGAAGUGACCAAUUCAAGACCAGUAAUCUGCGUAAGUAUAAAUGAAUCCUGAAAAAACUGAGCUCACCCUGCAAAUGUAUGUCCCGACUUUAAUCCCUGUUUUAUUUUUUAUUCUGUAGUCUUGAAGAGGAGGGUUCUUCUUUCCAUUUCCGGCGUUAUCCUCUUUGGGAUCAUUGCUGUUCCCUUGGCGUGUAUCAUUUGCAGAAUCUUCCGCAAACCAGGUUAUGUUCAAGUUUUUAUGGGCUUGUGUUUCUAUGUAUAUUGUAAGGCGACCUUGAGUGCCUUGAAAGGCGCCCUAACAAAUAAAAUGUAUUUAUUAUUAAAUACAGUCAGGGACUAGCUGGCAAACAAAAACAAGUGUUUAUCAGAUGAGCUGACAAAGUCCAGGCUAAAUAUGAACUGAAUAAAGGAACUCAAGAUAACAAAUUUAGAAAUGUAAAAAUAAUAAUGAGGUUGCUCUUUCACUGCCACCAUAGGUGUAUAAAAUAGACACCAUGAUAAAAACAUCACAAGAUCUCUCAAAGAUUUCUUAUCUCACACUCUCUGUCGGUUAGAGAACUAACUGACCUGUCGACUUUUCUCAUCACACAGCUGACGAGGAAGACAGAACGGAGGAGGUAGACCUGUUUCUCACCAUGGCUCAGCAGAAGGGUGCUGGUAUGUUGAUAUCAUCUAACAUAGCUUGUGGUUUUGGGUGCAGUUCCCGCAAAUGCUGCAAAAACAGCCCCACCAGAGAAUCAUAGGGAGCUAUAUUUAAAAUUACAGGCAGUCAAUGCCGCUUUCGUACACUUGAAAGUUUCAGUUUCACUCAUUUUGAGCUACAACCUAUAUGUUUGUUCUCUUGAGUCAAAGUCUUCCACUUUCCUUGCAGAUAUUCCCUGUCCACUGGUGGAGUACAUCACUGAUGCCUCUCUGAAUGCUCCACCUAAAGGUAAAAAAAAACUGCAGAUAGUUCCAGAUAAUGCUACAAGAAUUAAGUAAUUAUGUUAGUGUUUUAAAAGUUUUCUUGUAUUUGUCUGCAAUCUAAAAAGUUGUUUUGUAUGACCCACAGAAAAGGAAGAGAAUGGCAUUAUAUGCAGUGAAACAACACCAUUACCAAUAACCUCACAGGAAGACCAAGGUAAUAAAGCUGUACUUCAGAUUCAAUCAUCAAACAGAACACAGGGACUGUGUCUAUUUCUUAGUAGCUAAUAUAUGGUCCAUCUCCCCUCCUGUGUGUUCAGAUGUGACAGAUGAGAGUCCUGAUGCGGCAGAAAACAAUGGGGGUCUGGUUUCCUUCAAACAAUGAUUCUCCGUGGACUGGCCUCUGUUGGUCAUUAUCAGAAAACCAAAUGUUUGGACAGAUGGUAACUGGAGAGACAGUUUUGCCUUAGUGCAACUUUUACAAUCAGUGUAGAAAAAUGAUAAUAAUAGUUGGAUCAGGAGUGUAAUAAGAUGAAAUAAAGUUCAUGCCUGAGCCUUAUACAAUGACCAUCAUAGGAAAGUUUACACUCAUACUGUCAGGCUCAGCACCAAAUGAUCUAUCUUGUUGCCUUUUGCAAUUCUUUGACUUUAAUGCUAACUUUUGGGGUUCAUUAUGUUUGCGUUACUCUGACAGUUUUUUAGACUGAAAAAAGUUGAGUUUGAAUGGCUUCUGCAUCCUAAUGUUGAGAAGUGGAAAGGCAGGAGCCCUAUUGUUUUUACGAAGAAAUAUCAUGGUACAUUUUACACAUGAAUAUAAAGACGUGUUUUUCAAUUUUUUUUUUUUUUGAUUGCACGAUAUUUGUUUGUAAAGUUGCAACGCAAUUCUUGUUUCAUUUGAACUUUAAAGGUCACAAUUGUGGAGUAAUCCUGAUUGAGGCUGUGUGGGCUGUAAAUACCAGUUUGAUAAGAGUUGACAAGAUAUGACGUUUGACUCGUCAGACUUUAUGUGUCAUAUCCAUGUGUCAAGAUUUCUUUCUGCACUGAAUAUUGCUUUGUUUCAUGAUGCUGAUGAAUGUUGUACAUAUUUUAUUCACAUUUUUAUUGAUAAACCAUCUGUUCAAGGUGAAGUUGGAACGUAGAAGAUUAUUUAUACAAAAAACAUUGAUAUUAGUUAGCUGAUAGUUAGUUUUGAAGUACUGUAUGCACUGUAAAUAUGUGUUUAUAUGAAGAAGAACAUUGAACGUCUGGUUAAUAUUUUAAUUCUUGUUACAAACACCAGAUGUCAGUAGAUAGAAGUUAGUUUCCACCAAAGCUCACUGACCGUUUGCUUCUUGUGUGAUAGCACAGCUACAGAAAUGGUAUUCAAGCAUUUAGUGACUCCUCAUGAAAUUAUCAAAAUAAAAAAUAUAAAAUAAUGA